This is a messenger RNA of Geosmithia morbida, 1725 nucleotides long. RefSeq lists its product as uncharacterized. The annotation marks the transcript as partial. NCBI's taxonomy places the organism in Eukaryota, Fungi, Ascomycota, Sordariomycetes, Hypocreales, Bionectriaceae. The record is from RefSeq and is a predicted model, not a curated record. Gene Ontology annotation, molecular function: metalloaminopeptidase activity. The transcript has 3 exons.
CGCCAGUUCAUCAGCGGGUUCACUGGUUCUGCGGGAGUGGCUGUCGUUACCUCUGAUUCUGCAGCACUGUCUACGGAUGGCCGCUACAUAAUUCAGGCUACGAAGCAACUGGACAGCAACUGGACUCUGCUCAACUCUGCCCUCCCAGACGUACCGACUUGGCAGGAUUGGUCCGCCGAAAAAUCCGCUGGUGGCAAAAAUGUCGCCGUAGAUGCCUCGCUCAUUGCCUCGUCUACAGCGAAGAAACUUCUUGAGAAGAUCCACAAGUGCGGAGGCGCUGAUUUGAUCCCCAUGGAGGAAAACCUCGUUGACAUUGUCUGGGGUGACAACCGCCCUUCUCGCCCGCGCGAAACUGUCACAAAUCUUUCGGAUACCUUUUCUGGGAAGUCGGUCUACCGAAAGCUACAGGAUUUACGACGGGAGCUGGAGAAAAGGAACUCCAUAGGCUUUGUCAUCUCCAUGCUUGAUGAAAUCGCCUGGCUGUUCAACCUCCGUGGCAGCGAUGUCCCGUACAACCCGGUAUUUUUCUCAUACGCCAUCGUUACUCUCGAAUCCGUAACACUCUACAUCGAUGAAACCAAGCUCGACGGAGCUGCAAAGGCCCAUCUAGCCCAGAACAACAUUCGUAUCAGGCCGUACAGUUCUAUCUUGGAUGAUGCACUCCAGCUCCAAGCUACGGCAAGCAGGCUGAGGCAAGGAGGGAAUGGUGCUGACAACCGUCUCUUAAUAUCUAAUAAGGGCUCUUGGGUGCUACAAAGGGCUCUUGGUGGAGAUGACAUGGUUGAUGAGAUUCGGAGCCCCAUCGGGGAUGCAAAGGCCAUCAAGAAUGAGGUGGAGCUCGAAGGCAUGAGAGCUUGCCACGUCCGCGAUGGUGCCGCUCUCAUCGAGUACUUUGCAUGGCUUGAAGAUCAGCUCAUUGCAAAGAAGGCUGUUUUAGACGAAGUCCAAGGUGACGACAAGCUAACGCAACUGAGAUCCAAGCACCACAAUUUUGUUUGUCUGUCAUUCCCUACAAUCUCAUCCAGUGGACCCAAUGCUGCCGUCAUCCACUAUAAACCUGUCCGUGGGAACUGCUCAGUGAUAGAUCCUGCGCAGAUCUAUCUUUGCGACUCUGGAGCCCAGUUUCUUGAUGGGACCACAGAUGUCACCCGCACCCUUCACUACGGCAAGCCAACAGACCAAGAAAGAGAAGCAUAUACCCUGGUAUUGAAAGGGAAUAUUGCCCUUGAACUUGCUGUCUUCCCAAAGGGAACAACGGGUUACGCCCUGGACUGCCUUGCGCGACAGUAUCUCUGGAAAAAUGGACUGGAUUACCGCCAUGGCACAGGACAUGGCGUUGGUUCCUACCUGAAUGUCCAUGAGGGCCCUAUUGGUAUUGGAACGAGGGCACAGCACGCUGAAGUUGCACUUUCUCCCGGCAACGUCAUCUCCAAUGAACCCGGCUAUUACGUGGAGAACGGCUUCGGAAUUCGUAUUGAGAACAUCAUCUUGGUUAACCGGAGGGAGACAAAGUAUGCCUUUGGUGACCAACCAUUCCUUGGGUUCGAGAACGUCACCAUGGUUCCUUACUGCCGAAAUCUGAUUGACAUCAACCUCCUGACAAAUGACGAGAAGAAGUGGAUCAAUAGUUAUCACGCGCAAGUUCUGGAGAGGACAAAGAAUUACUUCUUGGACGACCCGCUGACGCUAUCGUGGCUUCAGCGGGAGACCCAGCCUCUUGAAUAA